Molecule: messenger RNA, 1427 nt
Organism: Tricharina praecox
Lineage: Eukaryota; Fungi; Ascomycota; Pezizomycetes; Pezizales; Pyronemataceae
Exons: 2
Coding region: 292-1140 (282 amino acids)
Source: RefSeq, a predicted model, not a curated record
AGCCCAGUAUCUCGGCAUGUGGGUUAGCUGUGGCGGUGGGCUGGCAGUGGUGGUAGUGCAAUUAGCUACUAUCCACCGACAGCUGGCGAUAGCGGCGUGGAUUGUAUGUGCAUCUAGAGAGUUGGAUAUCGUAUAAAGACAGACCUCACUCCCCCCAACUCAAUCUUCUUUCCUCACCCCGCUCACCAUCGCUAAUACAUCCUCCUGCCUCCUCCUCUUACGACUUCAUCUACUCUAAUAAACUCUCCCGCCUAAUACCAGCUCCCCCCCCAAACAACCACCACCGCAAUCAUGAAGUUCACUAUCGCUUCCGUCGCUGCUAUCUUCAUCCUCCAGGCCGCUGCCACCGCGGUCCCCGCUGCCGAUGCCGAGAUCGUCCAGCGCGCUCCUGACGCCGAGGCCGCCGCCGACUACUACGAGCCCAAGUACAAGGUCAAGACCGUGACCGAGUACAAGUACAAGUACAAGACCGCCACUGUCACCGACUACAAGUACAAGUACACCACCGUGUACAAGAAGUACCCUGUCACCGUCACAGACUACAAGUACAAGUACAAGUACACCACCGUGUACAAGAAGUACCCCGUCACCGUCACCGACUACAAUACAAGACCGUCACCGAGUACAAGACCAAGGACUCUUACCCCGUCACCGUCACCGUCACCAAGACCAAGGACGCCUACCCCGUCACAGUCACCGUCACCAAGACCAAGGACGCCUACCCCGUCACCGUCACCGUCACCAAGACCAAGGACGCCUACCCCGUCACCGUCACCGUCACCAAGACCAAGGACUCCUACCCCGUCACCGUCACCAAGACCAAGACCGAGACCGACUACAAGACCGUCACCGUCACCGCCGAGAACAAGCACUACUAAGUGCAUGUAUCUCGCCCUCUUCCGGCGAGAUCCGAGCCCAUUCCUUCCCUUCGUUCUUGGUGGGAGUGAAAUCCUGAGGGUAGCCGUCUGCAUAUGCAUCAUCAUUCGGCCUUCUUUUAGUGUUUCCUCUCCCAUCUCGAGUCAAGUUUCACUCGGAGGGUUUUUUUCCCCCCUAGGACAUUUGGGUUUCUGGUUUUUCUUUCGGGGGGCACGGAUAAUUUCGCGAGUUUCCUUUUUUACGACGACGUUUUUCCUUUUCUAGUCUUAAUGUCUGGUUCGUUUUUACGUGUUCGUGGGGUGCAGGGAGUAGUGAGGGGAGGAGAGGGGUAUCUCUAUGGUCAUGAGGCAGGCAGGAUUUUUCUUUGGUUUCGGGUACUUUCUGGUUGGGCGCGCGCUCUGGUGAAAGCUGCAGCUGCUGCACACAGGCGGAGGAUACGAACGGAAGGGGGGAAAACUGGAAAAUCUGCGAUAAUUUUAAUACAUUGGGGCCUUUCUACAAACUUCUGAUUCCCGUGACACAUUGCUUGUGACAAACCAUACCAUUACUUA